This is a messenger RNA of Oncorhynchus masou masou (cherry salmon), 3285 nucleotides long. Its product is annotated as guanine nucleotide-binding protein G(t) subunit alpha-like. The coding region runs from base 1321 to 2373 and encodes 350 amino acids. Gene Ontology annotation, cellular component: heterotrimeric G-protein complex. NCBI's taxonomy places the organism in Eukaryota, Metazoa, Chordata, Actinopteri, Salmoniformes, Salmonidae. Gene Ontology annotation, biological process: adenylate cyclase-modulating G protein-coupled receptor signaling pathway. Gene Ontology annotation, molecular function: G protein-coupled receptor binding; GTP binding; GTPase activity. The record is from RefSeq and is a predicted model, not a curated record. The transcript has 10 exons.
CCAUUCUCUUAGUUUCCAAACUAAGCCGUAAAUAUACUGGUUUGCAUUCCAGCCAUUACCCGGUCUCCUUAUGGGUUCAGUUGUUUCAUAGGAAAUGUACUUAACAUUUCUCAACUCCUCCAAUCGUCCCAUGUAGUUUAAUAUCACAGCUCUCUUAGUAAUGUACCGUUAGUCCACAUCGUCCUAAAACAACUAGCGCGACGAUUCCGCCCGCACUGAUUUGUCAGUUGAGGGACGAGCAUCGCGUAGGAGUGACGCCACCUGACGUACGACAACGGUUCGCCCAAGUAAGUCACGAAAGCGAAAGUGCAUGAAGACUGUUUUCAGAGUUGUAGUUUGACUGGUUGGAGAGGGACACCGUCGGUUUCUCUGAGCUGUUAUCCAGCUCCCACAGAAGAGGACACAGGGAGGAUUAGGAUCUGUUGCCGUCUUCAGAUUGAGGUCAAUGCGAUCUGUCAGGUGAGACUGUAAAAGCCCCGUAAGUACCUUAGAGAUCCCACACCUCAAUGGAGAAAAUACAGUAUCCUCAAUGUGUUCCACAAGCGUGAGCUGACUAUUGUAUGUUGUAGAGUCCCUGUAUUCUUUCACUAAACGGUGAUGUCAGCCCUGGCAUGAAAAGCACAGCUGAAAUACAGUGAGCCUCUAAACCGUAGGACAGUGAACACAGCAGUAAAUACCCCUGCCCUGCUAUAGACCAGACUAGUGUUUCUACAGACGAUAGGAGCUAUAGGUGAGCUUCUCAUAAACAAGUGAUAUAACAUGCGUCAUUGAACAUGCUUCAUGAACCACACUGAUCAACUGUAUACCUGGUUCCCUCUUUCUACCUCACCCACUACUUACUGCGGCCUUUUACUCCUCCUGGAACACAGGCCAGUGGUUAAAUAGAUGUCUUUCUAUCUCCCUCACUCUUAUUAAGGCAGCUGAGGACAGAGUAGACAGAUAAGCACUUGAGCCGAUGUGCAUCUUCCGCUGAGCACAGCAAAGUCCCCCUAAACCUCAACCUAAAAAAGGUUAGGUCACUCCUACGCCCAUGUACCCCCCGGCCUCCCGCUCCCUUUCCCCCUGCCCCAGGAGUCUCCUGUCCUUGUGCCCCAUUGGCCAUCACUGAUCAGGUGGACAGAGGAUGGCCAAAAUCUUCCCUAAGACUCGAAAACACGCCAUCAUUCGCCUCUCCCGCGUUCCUUGGAAGCAGUUGACGUGCCAGCUGCGUAUUUGACGGCGCCAGUCGGCCCUCUAGACGAUCAGCUAGGACCCUUUUCCCCCGUUUCUCCCCCCGUCGUUUGGUUUUGAGCACUACAGGGCCGAAGCCGGCGUGUGAGGAUGGGGGCCGGAGCGAGUGCAGAGGACAAGCACUCCAAAGAGCUGGAGAAGAAACUCAAGGAGGAUGCAGAGAAGGACGCCAGGACAGUCAAGCUGCUGCUGCUGGGUGCUGGAGAAUCAGGAAAGAGCACAAUCGUCAAACAGAUGAAAAUUAUCCAUCAAGAUGGUUACUCUCUUGAAGAGUCCAUGGAGUUUGUCACCAUCAUCUACAGCAAUACCCUUCAGUCCAUCAUGGCGAUUGUAAAGGGCAUGACUCAACUCAACAUCGGCUACGGUGACACCGCUCAGCAGGACGAUUCCAGGAAGCUCAUGCACCUGGCAGACACCAUUGAGGAGGGUUCCAUGCCCAAAGAGCUGUCUGACAUCAUCAUCCGGCUGUGGAAGGACACUGGUAUCCAGGCAUGCUACGACAGGGCCUCUGAGUACCAGCUUAAUGACUCCGCUGGAUACUAUCUGAAUGACUUGGAGAGGCUGGUCCAGCCUGGAUACAUCCCCACUGAGCAGGACAUGUUGCGAUCAAGAGUAAAGACCACUGGUAUCAUAGAGACCCAGUUCGGCUUAAAAGACCUCAACUUCAGGAUGUUUGACGUGGGCGGCCAGCGCUCAGAGAGGAAGAAAUGGAUCCACUGCUUUGAGGGAGUGACCUGUAUUAUCUUCAUCGCUGCUCUGAGCGCCUACGACAUGGUGCUGGUGGAGGAUGACGAAGUGAACCGAAUGCACGAGAGUCUCCACCUGUUCAACAGCAUCUGCAACCACCGCUACUUUAUUGCCACCUCCAUCGUACUCUUCCUCAACAAGAAAGACGUCUUCACCGAGAAGAUCAAGAAGGCUCACCUCAGCAUGUGCUUCCCCGACUACGACGGCCCCAACACCUAUGAGGAUGCUGGCAACUACAUCAAACUCCAGUUCCUGGACCUGAACUUGCGGCGAGAUAUCAAGGAGGUCUACUCACACAUGACCUGUGCCACAGACACAGAAAACGUCAAGUUUGUGUUUGACGCCGUAACCGACAUCAUCAUCAAAGAAAACCUAAAGAGUUGUGGUCUCUUCUAAAGAGCCACGCCGUAUAGGGUGUUGGUUUACCCUCUGAAUCCUAUCCACUUCCCCCUUCAAACUGCGGGAAACAAUCUCCUCAAGAAGACCGGACGAAGGAGACCAACACAGCAACUGUCUCUGGAAGCUGCCAUUCACAAAUUAUGAUACUACACACACACACACUGACAUGAAUUCAUACAAAACGCAGCAUCAUAACCAAAGACAUUUAAGUUCAUUUGAGACCUGGAAAAUAGGUGUACUGUCAAAGUAAGAGGAUCUAUACCGUACAGAUUUAUGUUAUAAGUCAAUCAUAGUCAAGCUAUCGUCCUUUGUUAAAUGUCUUGAAUAGGAACUCCUUUUCCAUUGCAGUGCUAUGCAACCUGUAGAUUAAACAUCGGCGCCUGUCAGCAGAAAGCGCUUCUUCCCCCACAGUACAUUUGAAUAGGUGUAAGGCAAUGUAUCAUCUCUAUGCUCCAGUAACUGGCAUUAAAAAGCUUUAAGAGAUGGCCUCAUCACCUGCAGACAUAUUUCAACUUGCGUGACAAGUUACAAAACCCAUUCAUCAGCAAAAAUGGGUUGUAUGUGUAGAACAGAUAUUGAUCUGUACGUAUAGUGGGCACAAUAUGAAAGACCUCAAACUACAGGAGAGGACCAAUGACAUGAAAUCAGACCAAUUCAUUAUUAUAUGUCAAACAUCACAGAAUUGUAAAGUUGAGGGUAACUUGUAUCUAGAACUAUUUCACUGAUGAGCGACUGUAGUAAAGAUGCAGUAUUUAUAUGGAUGUAGCUUGGUCACAUACUAAUUUGAAUACCUUGUAAGUCUUUGGGACACAUUCUGUACAGAAAUAAAACAUGAAAUGUUCAUGUGAAAUCAGAAAUUAAGUUAAAGCUUCUGUAGAAAACUAACCUCUGAACUAAUUACUAAAUAAA